GUGAGUCAUCCCAAUCAAGCCCAGUUGACCGUCCUUCUCAGUCUCUCCUCUGUUGACCACACUUCCCAUUCUCUGACUUUUUCCUCUUGACCGUCAAGUUCGAUCAGAAAAACAAGCAGAAUGUAAACUGCACCCAUCUAACAACUCAAGAAGAAUGCAACAGCCAUCCACAAACAACCAUCAUCAGACUAAUAAUCUCCCCAACCAAUCUCAAGCUCAACCCAUCUCAUCAAUCGAUCUCCAUCAAAACAACCUCAAGCCUCAUCGCCCUAACGAUCAGAUGUUCGUCUCCCUCGACCGACCCCCUCUCAACCUACACCAAUCAGCUGGCCCAUUCAGUAGUCCACUCAGCUCUCCUCUGCCUGACCUACGUACAACCGAUCAUGACCCACCGAGCACCUUCUCCCCCAGAGGAUCGAUCUCACUAGAUCCCACUCAUCAUCCAAACCUCAACCUCAGAUCCUUCAACAACAACAACAACAACAACAACCGUCAAACUACCACCAACAACAAUCCUCCAGCACUACAAUCUGCCUCACUCCCAUUCCCAAAACGAACUCAUCCGGUCACCAACAUCUGGGCUCAAGCUAUCGACACUCCCACUUCGACUUCCUCCUGUUCAGGCUCUGAUUUCGAACUCAACUCUCCCUUACUCAGUCAUCCUUCCAUGAUCAACCGAAGAUUCAGUCACCUCAGCACAACCCAACCCCACCACCCUCAAUCCCCCAUCGGCUCACCCGCUAGCAUUGCCGAUCCCAUCGGACCCAUCUCACUCAGUACGGACCGAUACCGCGGUAGCCUAACCCCAACCAGUCCACUCAGCACCAGCUUCGGCCCCAACUCACUGCCUUCAAACUUCUAUCAACCCUGGUAUGAUUCUAGUCUAUCGGCAGAUGGCCUACUCGCUCAAGACGAACGGAUCGGGAGAUCCAAGGCUCGCGAUAUCCUCGGUACCCGUCAAGCCGGCUCGUACAGAGAUCCUAGCGUGGGUAGCAUCGGAAGCCCCUGUAGCUCUAGUGCUCGGAGUGGCAUCGGUCUCAGCAACAUGAGUCCCUUCACUGGUACCUCCCUCCUCCCCCCAGGUGGGCCAGUCUCAUUCGGGGGCUCGCUGACCACCCACAACCUCGACCUCGGAUAUCGAACCAACCGGGCUCGUGAUAGCAGUCUGGGCGCCAUCGGAUCUGGAAGGAUGACCUCGAGGAGCUCGGUACCAUCUGCUUCAAGUGGGCCUAUCGGUUCUGGCUUAGGCUUGGCGAGUAGCGGCAGUCGAAUGCUCAACAAAGGAUCCGACUUUGGCUUUGUGGGCUCGGUGGGUACCGACAGCUGGUUGACGGGAGGUCGAAGCCUGAGUAACGAUUUGGAUGAAGAUGAUGAAUUUGCUCCACCUACCAAGUCGGGCGCCACCAGUCGUCGUCACAGUGUUUCUGCCUUCAUCGGGGGCAGAAGCUCCGUCCAAGGUUUCGAGCCUGUUUCCACUCGCACACAUAAUAAUACCUCAUCUCUCCUUAACGAUAAAAAGAACCACCGAGUUCCAAUGGAAAGCGUUCACAGUUCAUCUGGUAUACCCCUCGGUUCGAUCGAUAACCCCAACAAGAACGAUCAUCAGCCUCAAUACGAGAUAUUUGGACCGAGUAGCACGGCCUUGACUGAUGAAGACCUUUGCUUCACCGCCGACUUUAACUCGCUCAACCUUGACCUAGAAACACAAACCAGUCGGGAACCCAGCGAUCGUCUCAGCUUUCAAUUUAGUAACCACUAUCAAAAUAACAACCAUCAAUCUGCCCAACAAUCACCCUUUCAGCCCAAACCGAAUCAUCCCGCAGAGAACAACCAUGAUCGCUCAGCAAUCCCUCCCCUCAACAAUAUGCCUUGGUCGGCCGUCUCCCCAGCAACAACCACUACACAAGGACCGGCACCUGGUUCGAAUGUUAACCCGUUCGGCGGGCCUGGGAAUUUUGCCCGUAAGUCUUCAUUCAGCGCUGGCGACCCGUUCAGUGCAUCCGCGCAAGCUUCGCGGUACUUUGCUUCUCAAGCCGGAAAUUCGAUGGGUACUGUUCAGGAUGCACAACCACCUCCCGGAUCACGCUUCCCGUUUAGCCACUCAGGAUCGGCCCUCCAGCCACUAGGUUCACUCAGUAGUCCGGCAGUCACCACAUUCAGUGCUAGUGGUCUUCUCUCUGCCCCUUCGCCUCACUCCCGCCAGAUCAUCAAUGGCGACAGCAAUUCUAAGCAAGCCGGGCCGUUGGGAUACGCCUUCGAUCCAUCCUCAGGUCCUUCCUACUACUCCGCCUCCGCAGCGUCUCAUCCUCAUAUGUGUUCAAGUCCUCUAUCGCCCAUGUUCCAGAUUCAAUCGGGAAUAUCCGGGCCUUCCCCUCAAUCGCUGAACUCACAGUUCAACAACCAAAUGAUCUCCUCUCCCAGGUCAUCUACCACGCCUGGCCCGGGACCAAAUGAGCUAAGUGAGCUUGGUAAGGGGGUGCCGCUGCACCAAAUCCCACGAGACUGUCGAUUGUAUAUCGUCGAGUUCAAGGGCGGACGGACGGAUCUGUUCUAUCUCUCAUUGGAUCCCAGUGAGGCGGUUGAGAGUGUCCAGAAAGGCGACCUGGUGAUUGUCGAGGCGGACCGGGGCAAAGAUCUCGGCAAGGUAGUCCAUGACCAGAUCUCGAUCGACGAGGUCAAUAAAUUCCAGAACCAUCAGCUCGAACUCAUGCUCAACCAGGUCAACAAUCCUGCCGCUUCUUCUCCCGUAGCCAUCCAUUCAGCCAUCCCUACUAAUGGCCUUUCAGGCUCUAUCGCUCCUGGUCCUCCGCCGCCUGCCAAUGGCGAUCUGAAUCCGCAAGCUCAACCUAAUCCGGCCAACUUGACAAGACUGACAAAAGAGAUCCAUCCGAAGAGGAUAUAUGGGAAAGCGAGUGCAAGCGACGUGCAAUCGUUACAUCAAAAGAUGGAGGAAGAACGGAAGGCGUUGAGUUUAUGUCGCUCGAAGGCGCUUCAAAGAGGGCUCAAGAUGGAGAUCACGUCGGCCGAAUGGCAGUGGGAUCGGCGCAAACUGACCUUCUUCUUCAUCGCUGAUAAGCGGAUCGAUUUCAGGGAUCUCGUCAAGGAUCUCUUCCGGACUUGGAAGACUCGGAUCUGGAUGUGUUCGGUUAACCCUUAGACUCCAUCUCUCUCAUUCAUACAUUUCUUUCCUUUGAUCUCACUGUGUCGCAUAAAAUAUACAUCACUAUAACAUAUCCCCCAUAUACACAUAUACACAUUAUUCCUUUCCACUUCCUUCCGGUUCUCUCUGUCUCUUUCUCUGAACAGCAUCUCCCUCGUAUAGCAAUUUACUCCCACACAUACACAUAUACACAUAUAUCUUUCCUACUCUCUCUCUCUCUUUCUCUCUUAUACAUAUAAAGGACGAUUGAUAUCUGCGCUUUUUUUUGGCUCUUCUCUGCCCCCCUCUCUUUUUUGUUUCAGAUACAAUUGUCUGUGUGCAUGUUUUCUAUUAAAUAAAAAAGAACUUGUAUUUGUUUUCUUUUUUCUUCUUUGUUCUCUUAGUUUAGUUUAGUUUAGGUUUAAGACAUGUAUAUGUACAUAUAAUAAAGAUAUGUAUACUCAGUUUUUUUUUUCUUUCUUU
Molecule: messenger RNA, 3622 nt
Organism: Puccinia graminis f. sp. tritici CRL 75-36-700-3
Lineage: Eukaryota; Fungi; Basidiomycota; Pucciniomycetes; Pucciniales; Pucciniaceae
Exons: 3
Coding region: 155-3157 (1000 amino acids)
Cellular component (GO): cytoplasm
Source: RefSeq, a predicted model, not a curated record